Cucurbita pepo subsp. pepo (vegetable marrow) is the source of this 843-nucleotide messenger RNA. RefSeq lists its product as uncharacterized. The record is from RefSeq and is a predicted model, not a curated record. NCBI's taxonomy places the organism in Eukaryota, Viridiplantae, Streptophyta, Magnoliopsida, Cucurbitales, Cucurbitaceae.
UCUUAACCAUUCUCAGGAUAUACUUUUGUUGGUUUGAUCAAUAUAUUUCUCAAGGUUACUUUCUUGGUCAUUGGGUUAACUUGUCCUGUCUUUAUAAUGAAGUUACGAAUAUGAGUUUCUUUCUAAAUGCAACUUCAUUAUCAUUACCCACUUAAAAAUGAAUCAGCCAUCCAUUUGGAAGUAAUGGUUUCCUACUUUGCUUGGUAUUUCCUGAGUUCGGUUUCUUGGAAUCUUGAGAGCAAUGGAGGAGCUCUAAAACCAUCAUUUGAAGAUUCAAACCUUCAUUUUGAUCUGAAUUUCAUUGUCAUUAUGUGGAUAUUCAAGUGUUCAUGUGCGGAGGAAAGAAAAGUUGCCAUGAGAAAGGUACCAGAACAGGCUAUCUUAGCAGAAGUUCGUCGCAUGGUUGAGGAGAUGCAAACUCUAAAUAAAAAGUUAGAGGAAACAGAGUCUGCCAUUGAAGAAUACUUCAAGCCAAUUGACAAAGAAGCAGAGGCAUUAAUGAAACUACAACUCGAAGGAGAAGAAAGAACUAUGAAGAACAUGGUUAAAGUGAUGCAGCAGCAGGCUUUGUUUGAAAAAGCUGAGGCAGGUACAUUUACCAAUACCCUUCAAACUGACAAAAAUCAACACAAUCAAUGAGGUGAUACUGUGAGAACUUUACUGAUGAUUUGAUUAGAUUAAUGAUGUCUGUUUUUGUGCAAUUUUGGUGCUACUGAUUUGAUUACUCUUAGUUUGCUUGACUGAAACCCUUGUUGGGCUCAUUUUGGAGGUUGGUUUUUGUAAUAACACGAGCCCACCGCUAGAAGAUAUUGUUCUCUUUGGGCUUUUUCUUCCAAAAUUUCC